This is a messenger RNA of Macrosteles quadrilineatus (aster leafhopper), 3131 nucleotides long. Its product is annotated as protein kinase shaggy-like. Lineage: Eukaryota; Metazoa; Arthropoda; Insecta; Hemiptera; Cicadellidae. The record is from RefSeq and is a predicted model, not a curated record. Gene Ontology annotation, cellular component: nucleus; axon; cytoplasm. The transcript has 10 exons. Gene Ontology annotation, biological process: negative regulation of canonical Wnt signaling pathway; signal transduction; protein phosphorylation. Bases 296 to 1630 code for a protein of 444 amino acids. Gene Ontology annotation, molecular function: ATP binding; protein serine/threonine kinase activity.
UUUUGUGGUGAUGGUGAUGUGAGAAAUGGGUGGCUUUUGUUAGCGGAUUUAUAGUUUUAAAAUUCGAUAAAUGUGUUUUAGGACGAUCUCGUGAGUGAUAUAAUAAGGCUAUCGGUGUUCGUGGUGGAUUAGUGGUGGUUAAUGAAGUUCGAGCGUAGAAAACCCAAUUUGUAAGGAGGACCUACGCAGGCCUACCAGCCCCUGUCCGAUAUUUCAUUCGCAAGGGUGUUAGCAAGAAAUGUGAUAAAUGUUAGAAUUUCAUGAACAUCUAUGAAAUAAAUCAGCGCAGAUAGAAAUGAGUGGACGUCCUAGAACUACGUCCUUUGCAGAGGGUAACAAGCAACCUCCCAAUCCUCCAUUAGGGGGCAUGAAAAUAAGUAGUAAGGAUGGCAGUAAGGUGACGACAGUGGUGGCGACUCCAGGGCAAGGUCCCGACCGGCCGCUGGAAGUCUCAUACACAGACACCAAGGUCAUCGGCAACGGCAGCUUCGGAGUUGUCUACCAAGCCAAGCUGUGCGACUCCAGCGAGAUGGUCGCUAUCAAGAAGGUACUCCAGGACAAGAGGUUCAAGAACCGAGAGCUUCAAAUAAUGAGGCGUUUAGAACACUGUAACAUAGUAAAACUUAAAUAUUUCUUCUAUUCAAGUGGAGACAAGAAGGACGAGGUUUAUUUGAACUUAGUGUUGGAAUACAUCCCAGAGACUGUUUAUAAAGUGGCGAGGCAUUAUAGUAAAUCCAAACAGACUAUACCUACUAGUUUUAUAAAGUUGUACAUGUAUCAACUGUUCCGGAGCCUGGCGUACAUCCACUCGUUAGGCAUCUGCCAUCGAGACAUCAAGCCACAGAACCUAUUGCUGGACCCAGAGACAGGUGUACUCAAGCUGUGUGACUUUGGCUCAGCCAAGCAUUUGGUCAAGGGAGAGCCUAACGUGUCAUACAUCUGCUCACGGUACUACCGAGCUCCCGAGCUCAUCUUCGGGGCUAUCGACUACACUACCAAGAUUGACGUGUGGAGUGCGGGCUGUGUGUUGGCUGAGCUGUUGCUAGGACAACCCAUCUUCCCUGGAGACUCUGGUGUGGACCAGCUGGUUGAGAUCAUCAAAGUGCUUGGCACACCUACACGGGAGCAGAUACGCGAGAUGAACCCAAAUUACACAGAGUUCAAGUUCCCUCAGAUAAAGUCACACCCAUGGCAGAAGUUCUUGCUCCAGCAAAUGUCUGUUCCGAAAUGUACAACUGACCACCAAAAGAUAAGAGUGUUCAGAGCCAGGACACCUGCAGAGGCUAUUGACCUGGUGUCUCGGCUGCUAGAGUACACGCCCUCCUCACGUAUCUCCCCACUGCAAGCCUGCGCCCACAACUUCUUUGACGAGCUGCGCGAACCCAACACCCGGUUGCCCAACGGCCGGCCCCUGCCUCCUCUCUUCAACUUUACAGAGACAGAGUUGAACAUACAGCCUUCACUCAACUCGGUGCUGCUGCCUCGCCACGCCAACACCGCGGAGGGUGGAGGCAGUGGAGGGGGGAGUGGUAGUGCAGAGGGGGCCGGAGGGUCACAGGUACCCUCAGACCCAGCACCUACCCCUGACCCUGCCAGUCAGGCCAGCCAGCCCUCGGCAGACAUGGCUUGAACAUUAUACAAGUGAGGCAGGUGAUGGUGACCAAACCUGGACGGGAAGAGUCGUUCGCUUCAGCUCAUCUUCUCCGACUCGUUACACAAUUGUACAGAUUUUAAAUCUUCUCCGAUUGAGUUAUAUUUUUUGUACCGGCAUUGUUUUCACCAUAUUAAGUUCUUAUUCUUUUUAAAGAAUAGACUAUGUUCGACGUGUAUUUUAUUUAUUUGUAUUAUUUUGGCAUUACAUAAAUUUUAUUUACGGGAUUAUACUGCGUAAUAUUAUUUGUACGACUUUUUUAAUGCCCAACCUUCUUUUGUUAUUUCAUUGUUCUUGUCAAAGUGUGAUUUCUUAGAUGCCUGGCUUGUACUAUUCCUAGACCGUCUAGUUGGUUUAGUUCAUUUCUCAGUCUGAUGAGCUUUACAUGUAUUUCUGUGAUCAUGACAUGCGGUUUUUCUCAAGUGCAAUAGAGUCGAAUUCUACAUUUGUUUUCAUUCAAAACUAGAGGCAUCCUAUUGAUUUUUGUUUUAAAAGCCUUACUGCAAGUACUAAAACGUACAAGAAUUGAACAAACAUUCUGGUAGACUUUUUAUGUCAUAGAUAUUCUUUGAAUUGCAUUAAAAUUGAGUAUUAAUCUUUUAACUUGGUUUUUGAUCCGCCGGGACCAAAAAUGUAACCCUUUAAGUAAUGUAAUUACUUAUUUAAGUUUUGUUAUGUUAUAAAAACCAUUUGAAUUAUAUAUUUAUGCUUUUAAAUUGACAGAUUAUCAGUUUGUUAGUAAGGAACAUUUUUAAAUUUGUGAAUAUUUUAUUAAUAUUUUAGUUAAAAAUAUUUUUAUGGAUUUUUUUGUAAAUAAGGAAGCAGUUUUACCUUUUAUAAAUAGGCAAUAUUAUUAGGGCCUACUGAAAGUAGCUAUUAUGAGUUUUAUUACAUUUAAUUUGUUGUUCAUUUUAUUGUUAGUACAGAUGUAUUUUUUAAGCUUUAAAUUAUCAUCAUUAUUUUUAUUUAAACCCAAGCACGGAUGGAUAUUGCCUUUGAUUUAUAUAUUGUACAGUGUAUUUGUUUAGCAUGCUUAUUAUUGAUUUCAAUUUUUCAAAUGGUAUUUUGUAGUUGUACACAUGAAAAGAUUGUCAUUUGUACAUUUAUUGACGGUAAUAAAAAUAUCCUUCAAUUUGAAUAGAUUGAGGAAUACUCAAAAGUAAUUUGUUGAAAUUCUAGUUAAAAGGUUAAUAUAAGUCACUACUUUAUGAGAUGGGAGUUUGCACAUGGGCAAUGUGAGGGAGAACAGAUAAAUGGUGAAUUUUGACCUCUUCAGAGGUGCUGUAGAUAAUAGGGAUGCUUAUUUGUUGUGCUUUAGCCUCUCCAUCUAUGUUAGAACAAAUUUCUAUAUUAUAUAACGAUACUCGCUAGGGACCUAGUAUAAACCCUACUUAGGCGACACAGAUAUCUGAAAUGCACCGUAGGAUCAUGUUGUGUUCACAUAUCAUAUUGAUUGGCGAAUAAACAACCUAAUGGCUCA